ACAUCUACAAUGAGUUUCUAUUCGUUCCUUUGGGUCUUUGCUUUUUGCAGUUAUCAUGCCAUCCUUCUUGGACAUACAUGGUCACUGAACAAUUUCCUCAUGACCGGACCAAAGGCGUAUCUUACGUACGCCAGCAGCGUACACGCUGGAGCACAGAACGGCAUUGAGGAGUGCAAACACCAGUUCGCCUGGGACAGGUGGAACUGCCCGGAGAGCGCGCUGCCGUUGGCUACCCAUAAAGGACUGCGACGCGCCACAAGAGAAACGUCCUUCGUCCACGCAAUCAGCGCCGCUGGGGUGAUGUUCACUCUGACCAGAAACUGCAGCCUCGGAGACUUGGACAGCUGCGGCUGUGAUCAGUCAAGGAAUGGAAAACCUGGAGGCCGCGGGUGGUUGUGGGGCGGGUGCAGCGACAAUGUGGAGUUCGGGGAGAAAAUUUCAAAGAGCUACGUGGACGCGCUAGAGACUGGACAGGACUCAAGAGCUGCCGUCAACUUGCACAACAACGAGGCCGGUAGAAUGGCCGUGAAAGCGACUAUGAAGCGAAUCUGCAGGUGCCACGGUAUGUCUGAGAGCUGCACAAUCCAAACCUGCUGGCUGCAGCUCUCCGACUUCCGGGAAAUCGGAAACUACCUGAAGGUGAAGCACGACCAGGCGCAGAAGCUGGAGAUGGAUAAGAGGCGCAUGCGCGCCGCGAACAGCGCGGACAACCGAGGCGCGAUCUCGGACGCGUUCAGCACCAUCGACGAGUCGGAGCUGAUAUAUCUGGAGGACUCGCCGGAUUACUGCAGGAGGAACGUCAGCAUGGGUCUACUGGGCACGGAAGGGAGGCUGUGUCUGCAGAGCGGAGACGGCCUGUCCCAGUGGGAGAAGCGCAGCUGCCGCAGGCUCUGCCACGACUGCGGCCUCCGGGUGGAGGAGAGGCGGACGGAGACCGUGAGCAGCUGCAACUGCAAGUUCCACUGGUGCUGCACGGUCAAGUGCGAGAGCUGCUCGCUCGUCACCGUCAAGCACGUGUGCGCGCGUCGGGAGGGCGGCCACGGCAAGCACAGGAGAAGGCCGCGCGGCCAUAAAUAAUUUAAAGAUAUAAAAUCUGGGACUGAGUAUACGUUUUAACGUAAUGUCAAUGUGUUGGUGUACCUUAGUUUUUUUUUAUUACGUUGGAUUUGAUGCCAUUCCACACAAUAGCUAAAUAUUUUAGUAUUGAACGAGUCAAAGUAAAUAUUUAGGCCUAUACGAGGCCUAUGCAUGGCAUAAACAAUAUUUCAGUUGUUUUUAAUGAUCUUGACUCCUGUCU
Messenger RNA from Conger conger (European conger), 1297 nucleotides. RefSeq names its product protein Wnt-8-like. Gene Ontology annotation, biological process: cell fate commitment; canonical Wnt signaling pathway; neuron differentiation. Lineage: Eukaryota; Metazoa; Chordata; Actinopteri; Anguilliformes; Congridae. Gene Ontology annotation, molecular function: cytokine activity; frizzled binding. Bases 10 to 1077 code for a protein of 355 amino acids. The record is from RefSeq and is a predicted model, not a curated record. The transcript is spliced from 6 exons. Gene Ontology annotation, cellular component: extracellular region.